AUGUUUCGUUCAUCCUUUCCUGCACUUAGAGACCCCCCUCCAGCACCCCCUUCCUCCUCCGCCCCUCCCUCCCCCCUCCUCUCUCUCCCCCCCGACCUCCUCCUCCUCUCCCUCUCCCGCCUCUCCCCCACCGACCUCCGCUCUGCUGCUGCCACGUGUACACGCCUGCGCCAGCUGGCACUGCCAGCUGUGCCCAGCCUGCCGCACCUCUCCCUGUUCCCGCAUCAGCGGUCGGCUCUACAGUGGAUGAUGGGGAGAGAGAGGGGGGUCGUGGGGAGGGAGAAGGAGGGAGAAAGGGGGAGAGGGGUUUCGCAGGGUUUUGUUCGGAGCCCGUUAGUGAGUGUGUUGAGGAUGAGUGAGGAGGGGAGUGAGUGUGGUGGUAGUGGAGUGAGGAGUGUGAAGGGGAAUGGCAAGAGGAAUGGAGGGAGUGAGGGGAGGGUGAUGCUGUGUGAUGUGAUUACAGGGGGGGGGAGUGGCAACAGGUGUGAUGCGGUGCAGGUGGGUGGGAGUGAGAUGACAGAAGAGCUAUUAAUUGGGGGCAGUGUGGUGAAAGCGAAGAGUUGUGGGGCGGAUUCAAGAGGUGGGGCAGAGUUGAGAGGUGGGGCAGAGGCGGGGGAGAAAACUGAUGGGGGUGGGGCGAAGGCCAGACAACAGGAGAAGGGUGAGGGAGGGGAGAGGAGUGAGGGAGGAGAGAAGAGCGGGGGAAAGGAAAAACCAGAGGGAGAGGCAACAGGCAAGGAAAUGACAAAGAAUGAUGGAGAGGAAAAUAGUGAAGACGAGUUAAAGAGUGAGGGAGAGUUGAAGAUUGAGGGGAAGGAGGAGAGCAGGGGAGUGAAGGGUGGAGGGAAGAGCGGAGGGAAGGGUUCGAGGAGACCCAGAUCGGGUGCUGGCAGGAGGGGCAGUGCAGCAAACAAUGAAUCGAAUGGAGCAACACAAGAGGCAGGAACGGAGGCAGGAAUGGAGGCAGAGAUAGAGGCAGCAAAGAGUGCAAUGGUCCGAUGGGGAACGACAAUGAAUCCAAUCCCAAUGGUGCUUGCCUUGCAAGCGCCCAAUGUCAAGACUCAGAUGGACGAGGGAGCUGGGCUGGCAGGGAGAGCGGUCCAGAGCGGUUCUAGACAGCGUGCGCAAGAGAAGAAUGUUUUAGGACCUAUGGCAUGCGUGGGGUCAGCUAGGGAAGGUUCUGGUGGGAAAGGUUCAGACAGAGUAGGGUCAGACGGUCAGGAGGAGGGUAAAGAGAAGGAUUGGGUGGAAGGUAAACAAGAAGGUAAAAUUGAAGACAGGGCGAGGUAUCAGGACAAGGGGAGGCGAUGGGAAGAAGAGGAGGAAGAGGCAGAGGAGGAGGAGGAAGAAGAGGAAGAGGAAGGGAGUAGUGAGAGGAAGGAUGAUGAUUGGGUGCCUUCUGCAGGGAGUGACAGGCGAGUGAGCUCUUGUGUUCCUGCCAAGGACUCAGCUCAGGUUUCCUGUUCCCCUCGUUCCUCUGCGCGGGUCACUCCCUCGUCUGCUCAUUCCCGUUCUUCCCAAGGGUGUGUACGUAUUCUUUACCCUCCCCCUAGAACUUCACAGCAGAGGCAGCAGCAGCAGCAGGGGUGGCAGAAGGGGGGUGAGGAAAAGGAUGAGAUUGUUUUGUCCGAUAUGGGUGGCCGCUUGUGUGUUUCUGAUGGCGCUGCUGAUGUUGCUGAUGGUGCUGGCAAGUGUACCACUAGACGCUGCCUGCUCACCUGCUUUGGAGCAUGCAAAUACAAGAGCCUAGGGGAACUAGUGAGUAGCAAGGAGGUGGUGAGUGGCAAUCACAGGAGCAGGGCGAGGGGGACCACUGCAGAAGCUGUGAGUGAUGAUCGCAGAAGGGGCAGCAGGAGGAUAGAUGUGAAGGGAAAGGAUUUGGAGUGCGUUGAGGGAGCGGGGAGUGCAGGCGUGGUUGCAACAGGAACGGUCCAUGCAGGGAGUUUGGCGCAUGUUUCAAGUGACGCAGAUAGAGUGGCUGAAACGGUGAUGGGGCGCGGGACUCCCAAACGCAGACGCACAGCAGUUUGUGUUCGUGGGCAGAGAGAGGUGAGGGUGGUGGCUAAGAAAGGGGACGAGGAUGUUUCUAAGGUUGUGGCUGAUGGGGAGAAAGGGCCAGAGGAUAAUUGUAGGGAAGUCGAUAGGGGGGAGGAGAUGGAGAAUGAGGUUGGGGAAAUGGUCAAGGGGGAAGCGAUCAAGGGGGAAAACGGGAGGACAGAAUCAGAGAAGGGAGUGGGGCAGAUUGUGCAGGAGAUAGAGAAGAAUGUGGGAGUGGUAACAAGGAGCCGCGAGUUAGGGGUAUGGGGAAAGUGGGGGAAGGAGGAGGAAGGGGAGGUAAUGGUUGAGCAGGAGGGAGGGCAAAGGGCGGAGACGGAUGGGCAACACACAGGCAGGGAGCACGUGACUGUAAAGGAUGAACGAGAAGCAGACAGGCAGGACGUGACUGUAAAGGGCGAACAAGAAGCAGACAGGCAGCAUGUGUCUGUAAAGGGCGAACAAGAAGCAGACAGGCAGCAUGUGACUGUAAAGGGCGAACAAGAAGCAGACAGGCAGCAUGUGACUGUAAAGGGCGAACAAGAAGCAGACAGGCAGCAUGUGACUGUAAAUCUGGCUGAGACGAGCCACGAGGGGCAGCGUGAGAGAGACGGCAAGUGUGUGGAUAAAGCUAUUGAGUCGACUCAAAGGACGGGCUGUGAAGGGCAGCGUGAGAGAGACGGCAAGUGUGUGGAUAAAGCUAUUGAGUCGACUCAAAGGACGGGCUGUGAAGGGCAGCGUGAGAGAGACGGCAAGUGUGUGGAUAAAGCUAUUGAGUCGACUCAAAGGACGGGCUGUGAAGGGCAGCGUGAGAGAGACGGCAAGUGUGUGGAUAAAGCUAUUGAGUCGACUCAAAGGACGGGCUGUGAAGGGCAGCGUGAGAGAGACGGCAAGUGUGUGGAUAAAGCUAUUGAGUCGACUCAAAGGACGGGCUGUGAAGGGCAGCGUGAGAGAGACGGCAAGUGUGUGGAUACAGCUAUUGAGUCGACUCAAAGGACGGGCUGUGAAGGGCAGCGUGAGAGAGACGGCAAGUGUGUGGAUAAAGCUAUUGAGUCGACUCAAAGGACGGGCUGUGAAGGGCAGCGUGAGAGAGACGGCAAGUGUGUGGAUAAAGCUAUUGAGUCGACUCAAAGGACGGGCUGUGAAGGGCAGCGUGAGAGAGACGGCAAGUGUGUGGAUAAAGCUAUUGAGUCGACUCAAAGGACGGGCUGUGAAGGGCAGCGUGAGAGAGACGGCAAGUGUGUGGAUAAAGCUAUUGAGUCGACUCAAAGGACGGGCUGUGAAGGGCAGCGUGAGAGAGACGGCAAGUGUGUGGAUAAAGCUAUUGAGUCGACUCAAAGGACGGGCUGUGAAGGGCAGCGUGAGAGAGACGGCACUGGUGGGAACUCGUCUCAUGUCUCUGGUGCUGUAACGCCAACGAGAAGGGCAAGUUCUGCUGCUGGUGGUGGCUGUCUUGGCGGUGUGGGUGUGGGCGGUGUGCGAGACAACACCGGGGGAAACUCGUCUCAUGUCUCUGAUGCUGUACCAAUUGCAAGCGCUGCUGCUGGGGAUCCGAUUCUUGAUGUCGAUGGCGCUGUUGCUGCUGGUGAUGUUGACGGAGGAGGAGGAGAAGGAGGAGGAAGAGCAGGCGGAGCAGGAGGAGCUGUGGGAGCGGCAGGAGCAGGCGGCACAGGAGGGAGAGGCAGGCGAGGCAGGCAAAGGGCCAGCCCCUACCAGAGUGCGCGUGGUGCGUCUGGAGGGUCGUGGGUGCUGCCUCCCUCCCUCUCGCCCCACCUCACAUUUGACUUUUCUUCCUUCCGCCACGCUCUCGCGAUUUUUGACGGGCAGAGAGGGCCGGGAGGGCAGAGAGGGCUUUUAGGGAAGGAGGUGCAGGGGGGAGAGAAAAGGCAGAGAAAGCAGAAAGAGCAGGGAGGCGGGGACGGCGGGCGGCGGCCUCAGCGGGCGGCGAGGAAGCGGGUCCGGCUGGGAGUGAAGGAGAGCCGUCGGAUCGCGUCCCCGCUGCUGCGCAUCCAUUGGCUGAGAGUGAUUCUGGACGAGGGGCACACGCUGGGUGCCAGCCUGGCAGCCACGAACAAGCUGCGCAUGGCUGUGGCUCUCAGGGCGGCACGGAGGUGGAUUCUCACAGGCACGCCCACUCCCAGCACCCCGACCAGCCAGGUAGCACAUCUCUUCCCGCUGCUCUCCGUCCUACACGAGCCCAUAUACGGCCGGCAGCAGGGCGUGUGGGAGCGGGCGGUUCAGAAGCCUUUCGAGGCAGGCAGGCCUGAGGGGAGGCAGCGACUGGUGCAGGUGUUGACUCGGUGCAUGUUCCUGGGGCAGAAGAAGGACGUGCUUUCCAUUCCGCCUUGUGCUAGGAAGGUGAAGCUUCUAUCCUUCUCCCCGCAGCACGCUGCCUCGUACAACGAAUUCGUCGAAACCGUUCAGCGAAACUUGCUGCUCGCUGAUUGGAUGGACCCAUCCCACGAGGAGUCCCUCUUAAACCCCCGCAACUUAAAGCAGGCCAAGCAGACACUCAAUAACGUGCGCCUCUCGUGCUGCGUCGCUGGGCACAUGGAAAGUUACGACCUGCCCGGGGAUAUUGACGAGACCAUGCAGCAGCUGGUGCAGGGUGGGCUGGAGCCCGGCUCGGGCAGGUUUGAGGAGAUUCGGGCAGCUUUGAAAGGAGGAUGCUGCUGUGAAAGGUGUGGCGAGUGGGUUCGCCUCCCCAUAGUCACCCCCUGCCCGCACCUGCUGUGCAUCACGUGUGUGGCAACAGACAAGCACGCGUGCGCCAUGCCGGGCUGUGCACGGCCGUACAGGAUGCAGGAGCCCAAGGACAUGAAGCGACCAGAGAAUGCGAAUCCUAAAUGGAGUGUGCCGCAGGACUUGAUCGAGCUACAGCCAUCAUAUGAACAGAGGGAGUGGCAUCUGGAGUGGCAGGCCACAGCCAGCACCAAAGUGGACUAUCUUCUCUCCCAGCUGCGCCUGCUCGCUCCCCCUCCCCCUCCUCCCUCCCCCGCAUCAACUCCGUUUUACCCGACAGCAGACCCACCACCAGUGGCACCUCAGUCAGCUGACCCGCAUUUGCCGCCACAUUCAGUACAGUCACCAUUAGCAGCAGCACAGACACGCAUAGUAUCACAUGCGGUCAUGUCCCCGCCACCAGUGCAUGCGUUAGACGAGCCGAUGGCUGGUUGUCCAGGAUCGCUCUUGAGGUCUCCCAAAGGGGAUUGCAAUACAGCAGGGCAGCGCGAGGAGGCAGCAGAUGGCUGUGCCAUGGAGGCAGAUGCUCCUGUGGCUGCUGCUGGGGGCUAUGGUGGGGAGAGGGGGGGAAAUGGCGGGGAGAGGGGGGGAAACUGCGGGGAGAAAGGCGCGAAUGGUGGGGGAAAGGGAGGUUACGGAGGAGAGAGGUGGGGUUAUGGUGGGGGAAAGGGAGGGUACGGAGGCGAGAAGGCGAUAGUGUUCACGCAGUUUCUGGAGCACAUAGCGCUGCUGGAGGCCCAGCUCACACUCGCGGGUGUCAACUUCGCUGGGCUCUACAGCCCCCGACCCCAAUCCGUCAAGAUGCAGGAGCUGCUGCGCUUCCAGCACGACCCUGCGUGCCGUGUGCUUCUAAUGGACGGCACGGGGUCACUCGGGCUCGACCUCUCCUUUGUGUCACGCGUCUUCCUCAUGGAGCCUGUGUGGGACCCCAGUGUGGAGGAGCAGAUGGUAUCAAGGGCGCAUCGCAUGGGCGCCUCUCGGCCAAUCACGGUGGAGACAUUGGCCAUGGCAGGCACGCUGGAAGAGCAUAUGCUGCAGAUACUGCAGCGCCUGCCUGACAGCGGGGUGCAGGCGAAGCAGAGGCAGGCAAGGGAAGCAGUGGCGCGCAACGCGAUUCUGCUCGCACUGAAGCUUGUCCGCACUGCUGACUCUUCUCUGCCACUCUCGCCCUCCAACACCACCUCCCCUGCUAAACCACUCUCCUCCCCCCACCCCAUCUCGCCCGCCAAGCUCCUCUCCUCGUCUCUCUCUCUCCAACUCUCACCUUUCAACACCACCUCCCCUCCCAACCCGCUCUCCUCCUUCCAAGCCUUCUCCCCUGCCAAACCCCUCUCCUCCGCCCACCCCCUCGGUUCCCCUACCCCCCUGUCAUCCUGCCAGUUCCUCACUCGCUCCAACCUCUCACCCUCCCCCUCCCUCUCCCUGUCGGCAACUUCCCUGCAGCCUCCUGCCUCUCCUAGCCCUCUCAAUGCAUCCCUCUCCCCAACUGGCCAAUCAGCAGUGAAUGGGUGCUGCUUGGAUGCUGGUCAGCACAAGUCAAUGUUUGGGCCAGGCACAUUUGAGGGAGGUACAGCUGCUGAAGGCGCAUUUGAAACAGGUGGGGGAGGCACAGCUGGUGCCACCAGUGAGGCUGCAGGCACCAGCAUGGUUCCCCUGCUUGGCGCUGCCACAGCAGGCGGUGCAGCAAGGGCAUCGGAGGCAGGGGCAGGGGGUGUGGUAGGGGCGGUUGCUGCUCACACUUCACAUGCUUCUGCUGCUUGUGGCAGAGGGGAAAGGGAGAGUGGUGCAUUUGCAGGGCAGGCAGGAUGGGGAUCCAGUGCACGGGAGCAUGGAGGCACACGGGAGGAUGGAGGCACACGGGAGGAUGGAGGCACACGAGAGGAUGGAGGCACACGAGAGGAAGGGCAUGCAAAGGAAGGGGGGCAUCUAGAGAAGGAGCGGCAUUCAGAGGGUGGAAAGGAAAGGGAUGGUUGUCAAACAAAAGAAAGGGGAGGCAUUGCUGCCACGGAGCUCAGGGAGGGUAGCAUUGAGGCACCAGCAGUGGAAGGAGCAGAAGGCAAGGGGAAUCGGAGACGGCGGGUGGUGCGGUUUGCAGAUGAAGGCAUGCAGCCGGAGCUUCUGGCUAGGGUGCUCAGACCAGCAGCUGAAUGA
Messenger RNA from Closterium sp. Naga37s-1, 6927 nucleotides. The record is from the annotation of a GenBank genome assembly. NCBI's taxonomy places the organism in Eukaryota, Viridiplantae, Streptophyta, Zygnematophyceae, Desmidiales, Closteriaceae.